Messenger RNA from Vitrella brassicaformis, 5326 nucleotides. Lineage: Eukaryota; Vitrellaceae. The record is from the annotation of a GenBank genome assembly.
AUGACCGGUGAACUGCCAGGCGAUGACCCUGCUGCAAACGAUGGUCUCCAGGAUCCCGGGAUGGAUGGAGACCACGACCCUUUCCUUGGAGAAGAGGGUGGGCAGCAGAGGAUCAAAGGUGCAGAGACACGGCAGGUUGAUGUCUCUGUGUGUCCGUCAACAACAGGUGCUGAAGACGAGCACGGGGAUGGCGGCAUGGGUGGAGGGGCUGGCCCGGGUGGUGCUGACCCAGAUUUAAUGGAUGAAGGACCGAUAGACGGCGAAGAAGGUGGGGCAGCUGAUCCAUUCGAUCGGAACGGACAGGAUGGCGGCGACCCAAUGGGCGGAGGUCCACUGGACGAGGAUGAUCUGCAUGAAGGCGACGGGCCGCUUGAUGGAGAGGAUUCACUGCCCGGAGGCCUUCCUGAUCUUGAUGACGGUGGACAUGGAGGUAAGGGAGCCGCCCUGGAACGUCGAUGAAUCUCUGUGUUUCUUGUUUGUAGGGGGGCAGGGAUCAUCAGACUGGCGGCAGGAUUGGCUGCCGGCCCUCAAUCUACCACCGGACCCGACAGAUAAAGACCUCGGUAUGGCAUUCGGCACAAUCGACAGCAACUACGAUGGGUUGCUCGACCAGGACGAGGUCCGACAGAGGUACGACACACUUGCGCGCACAGUGCACUCCAUCUCCUCACCAAAGGUCCCCAUGUUCCUUUCCCCAUCCGUUUGUCAGCUGGAGUAGCUCAGGCCACGCUGGUCCCUCUGAUGAGGGCGUGUACCUGGCCUUCGAGGAGCUGGACCAGAAUGCCAACGGGUUCGUGGAGAGUGAGGAGUGGUCCAACGUCAUACAUGACUCGCUCUUCUCGGGACACGACGACCUCAUCCACGACCCGUGCAUCGACGACCCCGACGCGUGCGCAGCUCUAGACGAGUUUGGGGACUUGCUGGCUUCUGAGGACCAGACAGUGUAAGAGCAAUGCAAUACGGUCUGGUGCAAUGCAAUCACAUCGCACCCCCGUCUGUCUGUGUUUGCUUUGCAGGUAUCAGCCUGGUGGGUUGGUCUCCCCGUGUGAUCCACCGCUGGUGUUCGAUCCCAACGGCAAGGUCUGCCGCAACAAGUGUUCAAGUGUGGGCGACCUCCCCGACCCGGACGGCUUUUGCCAGCCCAACCCCAAGGCCCAGGCCUCCCCUGACGUGCCUGUCAGCGACUCCCUCACCCUCGACUACGACCCUGGCCGUGCAAUUGAAAUCAUUGAGAACGGCACCAUGAUGGCCGAAUUCGCACGUGCCUUCGAGGAGAAGAUGGCAGCCUUCCUUGGCGUGCCGAGGUCACGGAUCAGGGUUGACGACGUCAUUGAGGGAUCCCUGAUUGUCUACUACGAACUCGAGCCGGCCAUCACAAGUUAGUGCGAAAGGAAUAGAGCAAUAUGCUGUCAUACUGCCUUGGUGUCUCGAUGUCUCACGCUCUCUUUCGACAGAUCAGGACCAAGUGUAUUCGCCCACUGGCCUUCAGGAGCUCAUCAACGUGCAGCGGCCGUUGCUAUUCCUCACGAACUUCACCGUCCUCAGCUAUACCAGCCCAUACGGCAGCGUCAGCUCUGCCACACAGGCGGUAUUCAACCCCGAUGCCACCGCAGAUCUGCUGGCCAAGUAUGCCAGCGCUCUGUCAAACAAGAAGCCCAUCGUCACUGUGCAGAGUGACAAGGUGCCAAAAGAGAGUAUGGACAGCCGGAGACAUGACAUUGUACGUUGUGUGAACACCCUUGUGUGUGUGUUGUGUUGUGUUGUGUUGUGUGUAGGUCUUCACGAUAAGUAAGAUCGACAUCGUGAACCGAGACGCCAAGGACACCUACCUCCCAACCGAGCCCUACCUCCCCAACAUCGUGGAGCCCACCCGCAGCCCCCCUGUGAUGGACGUCGAAGUGGCCCUCUUCCUCGUCCCUGACUUCCAGAACAUCACUGAAGCCAGCCUCUGCCCCGCCAUGGUCAUGCCGCAGAGCGAAGAACACCCCAACACUUCUCCAACAUCCCUGGGAGAUUCGGCUCGUAUUGGGGCGCGUGGAAGGCGCAGAAGGGCAAGGACAUUCGGCUGCGGUCUUGCGAGGUGCGCGACUUCAAUGCGACUGGGGAGGGGUGUCAGGCGCUUAACAGCCUGCCGAAGAGCAGGUACAGGCCGUCGUGCACAAUGGAGCUGCCGCCCAAGAAACGCAUGGAGUAUUCAAUUCACAGCGCCGCUCAACCAUAAGGUAGGUGAGAAUAUUAUGGCAAACUAACAAUCCAUUGUGUUUCCCGUUCAGUGGGUGAUGCCAGAGGGUCGUGACGAUUUCCAACAAGGCGUGGUCCAUAAGCCUGAAUGGACAUUGUACGGCAGAACGUGACCCGUCGACUGCGUUGAAUGCACUGGCUGCCUGUGUGUGUUGUGCCAUUACAGUGACUUCGAGACGCAGUAUGUGUUCAUGUGGGACGGUAAGUCACCCGCACGCACCAGGAGCGCACUGAUGUGAUGCAUAUUUCAUGUCUGCCUGCCCGUCUUGCUCCCGCACCAGCGAGCGCCCGGGAGGUAGAGAAGUCAUUCAUGGCCAAGGCAGGCCCUGGUAAGUAAGGGAGGGCUGGUUUGGUGUGAAUGACAUUGUGUGUCGUCUGUGCGUGUGCGUCAGGCGAGAGGCUACUGGGGGAGCGAUUCCUCUACGCAGGUGCAUUUGUGAGGCUGGACCAAUUGCCUGUGCGCCCAUGUCUGUCUCUGUGCAUGGCUUUCAGGCGAACCCUUCUUCAAGUACACAAGAUAGACACGAUAUAGGCUGAAGCACACGAAGUGUGUGGGUGGUUGCGUCAUGGCAGGGGCAACCAGACAUGCCGCAACAGCACGGUCUGCGGUGGCUGCUCAUGUCAUAGCAGCAGCCGCAAGUGCGGGCCGCCCAUCGCGCCACCUGCCAACCCAGUCACCAUACUACCCGACAUCAGUAGGCCUGCCGCUAUACAACACUGCACAGCACACGUGUGUUGCAUUCUGUGGGCGUAGGGCUGCACAUCAAUAAGGGUCGUACCAAGGCAGUGGUGGAGGAGGAGCAGCAGUGGUUCUGGCCGACAGGCAAAACACUCAACGACCUUCUCGAGUGAGACAGGCAGCCAACCAACCAGCCAGGCAGACAGGGCCCGGUUUGUGUCUGUCUGUGUGUCAGCAAGGGGUUUGAUGGUGACUCGCCGCACUUCCCGGGCGAGUUUGAGGUGUCAAAAUUACGCAGGGGGCGGAUGGGGAUCGACACCAUGUACUCUUGUUUGUGUGUCGUGUGGUGCAGGUGCCUCUGCAAGGCGGGUUGGCGUCCAUCACAGGUGCAGAGGACAGGGCAUUCCCACUCCUGCCCGGCAGAAUAUACACCAUCAGAGCAAACGUCCAGGUCUGCACCCACACCCACACCCACACCCACACACACCAACAGAGACACACGUGCAUCUGUGUGUGUGUGAUGGGUGCCUGCAGGUGUUUCCUCUGUACGAGAAGAGCAAGUGGGACUGGUUCGGUAGGUCGAGGCUUGUCAAGUGGGAGGCCUCGGUGGCGGACGCUCAGGCCGCCGUGGCGCCCCUCGACUACGAGGCGCGGCACGAGUGCCGCGUUCGCUAUAUCCUCAGGAUCGACAACAGGGCCAGACAGCUCGUCAAGGUCUACACAUACGACCUCACUGGUACGGAUGGAUGGAUGGAUGAACCGUCAAAAUCGAUGUGUGUGUGUGUCUGUGUGUGUGUGUGUCCGUGUGCGUGUCUGUGUGUCGUAGCUUUUCUGACGGACCUGGGAGCGUGGCUUGGGUUCUGGUGAGUGCCCAUCACGUGCAAACACGGACCAUAUGUACCUGAAUGAACACUUGUGCAUAUUAUUCUCUCAGGGGUCUGGGCAUCGUGCUCCUCGGCAUCUGGCAGGUGUGGACGUUGCAGUCAACACAAGCCGCCACACACAUGUCUCGAUGGCAUUGCAGAUGCUGUACAAGCCCUUCGGCCACGUGUUGGGAGAGGACGUCGAUGAGAGGGCCGACCGCUUCAAAGAAGAAGCUAAGGUACGCCAAGCCGCAACGGCAGCCAGUGGUUGACCGACUGCGUCGCUGCCUCGCUGCAGGAGGCGUAUGCCGUCAAGCGCAAGAAAACACUGUAAGCCGGCCAGGCCCACCACACACACUCUCACAAUCCAUAUCUCUGCGAGCAGGUUGAAGGACCCGGCGCGCUAUGGCCUGACGGCUGAUGAGGUGUCCAAGCUCCAGCAGAUGGGCGAGGGCGAUGAGGCCGCCAGCCUGUCGAGGAUAUUCAGAGACACAGAGGACCAACCUGAUGAAGAUGACGACGUCGAGAAGGCCAAGAGAGAGACAAGGGCUGCUGAUGGUGCAGAUGACCAUCCAGUACGCCAGCAGCAGCACCAGCAGCAGCAUCAUGGCAGCGCGGAUCUAGAUGACGUGGGAGAGGGAGAGGGUGAUGGUGGUCCGGGGCAGCCCGAGAAGAAGAGGACUCUGGUGGACCUCACUGAGCUGCCGAGAGACGACGGCAGAGACGAUGACGACACAUCGCAGAGAAAAAGUGAGCACGUCUGUCCCCAUGUGUCUGCCAGUUGCACACGUGUGUCUCCCUCCCUCCCUCUCCAGGCUGUACUGGAUUUCUUGUCGAGCAGUCUAGGAGACGAGGUGAGUCAGUCCGUGACACACACACACACACACACACACAAAGACACACAAAACAGUUUGUGGGCCAAGGGUCCACGAUGAGCGUGUGUGGAUGCAGAGCGGUGUCCGGCGGGUCGACCGGCAGAGGGACGACGCGCACCAUACCAACAAGGUAAGCGGCAGAUGCGAUGCAAGUGUGUAAGGUGUGAUGGCACGAACGUCACCCCUGCGCUGCGCUAUCGUCUGACUAUGUGCAGAUCUAGUAGCGGUCGGAAGAUCAUUAGUUUGCUCUGGGGGGUAGCCCCUUUCUGUCUGUCUCGGCUAUGUGUAGCCCUCGGUCACCCAAUGUAGUCAGUCCUUCAUUAUGCAUGUGUGUGUCUCGCUCGCCGCCGUAGCUCUGCUCCUCUGUUCACCUUUAUGUGGGUCUUGUCUUCUUUAUCGCAGCCGCAACGCUGCAUUGCGUGUGCACGUCUGUGGCAGUGGAGGUGCGUGUGGGUGCGUAUGGGUGGUGCAGGUGAUGCAGAAUAGGACUUGAGGGCUGCGUGUGUGCUGGUAUGUGGGUAUGCAUUUGACUGACACGGAAUGAAUCUCAGAUUGUCAGACAAACUCACCCUCAGUCAGCAACGGGAAGACUUGACAGACACGCACCAUGCCCCCGCUGCCUGCCUGCCUGCCUGCACAAAUACUGUCUGCCUUUCCCCAAACCCCAC